GCUGUCCUCCACCAUCAUUGCCAGCAGGCUCUGCUCCCACACACCAGUUUUCAGCAGUUACUGAACUCUUUGGGUCUGUAUUUUAGCAGCUCUUGCUGGCCACUGAGUGUCUGCAGUGAUUGCCAGGUGGGUUUCAGCUGCCUGCCAGCCUGAUCCCUGAUCUCUCUGGCUUCCUCCUCCCUUUCUGUCACACAGAACUUCCUUUGGCCAUUGUGAUGGCAGCUCCUCAGGCCUGUAAAAGUCUAUUGUAGUUCUGGUGUUGCCAAGGAGGAGCUGCAUGGCCAGCUCCUGGUCCUUCUCCUCAGGCCAUCCCCCCAGCAAUUCCUGGUCAGCAGCCCGAGGGAGGGACAUGGAAGGGGAUGUCACCCUGGAUGCCGACACAGCUCACCCCAGACUGGAGAUCUCUGAGGCGGGGAAGAGUGUAAAAGACACUGGGGCCCUGAGGGAUGUUCCCAGGAAUGCUCUGAGGUUUGACAGCCACCUGUUUGUGCUGGCAAAGGAAGGCUACACCUCGGGCAGGCACUACUGGGAAGUGGAUGUUGGCAGGAGGAAAAGCUGGACCUUGGGUGUUGCGCGGGAGUCUGUGACUCGCAAAGGGACCUUGACUCUGUCCCCUGAGAAUGGCUUCUGGGCCAUAGGGCUUGUAGAUGGGCGAGACUGCUGGGCCUUUGUGGAGCCAUGGUCCCCUUUGAGUGUGGGUGGGAGGCCACAAAAGAUUGGGCUCUUCCUGGACGUCUCAGCCAAGCAGCUGUCGGUUUACGAUGUCGGUAAGAAAAGAGCUCUGCACACUUUUACCCUUGCUGGGGGCAGCAGCCAGGCAGAGAAAUUUUUUCCUUUCUUCUCCACAGGUCUUACUUCUGGAACGCCUGAGGAUGAGCCUCUAAGCAUAGUGCAGCACACUGCUGAUGAUGACUAGUUCUGUGCAUUGUGCUGGAGGAAGGCCACUCCCUAAUGGUUUUGCUUCCUCUUCUAUUUUCUUUCUGUUAGAAAAAGCUUCUCCAGUAGCAUAGGAAAUAGGUUUUGAGACACAACUAGAAGUAGUUUCAGUUAAGCUGGGUAAUGGUAAUGCCUUGGGCUUAGAUAGCAUUGCAGCUGCAGAGAGACACAGGGAAGCAGUCUCUGGCUUGGAAGCUGUGAAACUGGCCACAAACCAAUGAGAAGAAACAACUGGCAAGAGAGGAUCAGGACUGCAAGGUGUUUGGAAAGCAUCCAAGACCAGGAAGUGAAAGGACUUUCUCUCUU
Messenger RNA from Dryobates pubescens (Downy woodpecker), 1242 nucleotides. RefSeq names its product E3 ubiquitin-protein ligase TRIM39-like. The coding region runs from base 278 to 916 and encodes 212 amino acids. The transcript has 2 exons. The record is from RefSeq and is a predicted model, not a curated record. Gene Ontology annotation, molecular function: protein binding. NCBI's taxonomy places the organism in Eukaryota, Metazoa, Chordata, Aves, Piciformes, Picidae.